CCUGACAGAGUGUGUGAGCGCUACAGUGGACUAGGGGAUCAGUCAGUGGACUGUGUGUUUGUGAGAAGUCCUUUCCUAACUGCAGACAUGGACACCCAUUUCCUGAUGAGAGUGUUGUGAGUCCGUUGCAGCCCUGUCGCGCCCACAGCGUCCCCUCUCGGCCCGGGCGACCCACCACGGCGCCUUGGCCUCCUCCAUGAAGGGGUACCAGGCCAGCCGCAGCCUGUCCUCUGUUGGAGAAGGGGGACACACACCGUGCGACUGCGACCCCGCCCCCAGCUCCGUCCGAGACUACGAACACUACGACGGAGCGGGACACCCCUACUACCCUCCCGGGGGUCCCCCAGAGCAUCGUUUCCUCUCCUCGCACUCUGGAGGGGGGACGUUCCCCCGCUCGCACCCCAGCCAUCACCCCGCGCCCCAUCAGUACGACUCAUGCGAGGAGUGUCUGUCCACGGUGGGGGGUCACGUGGCUAAGAUGCACAGCCUGGAUCAGUUUGAGAAGCAGCUUCCUCCAGACGGGUUCCACACCCUGCAGUACCAGAGGAGCGCCAGCGGGGCGGAGCAGCGCGGCGAGAGCCCCUCCCGUAUCCGCCACCUGGUUCACUCAGUCCAGAGACUCUUCGCCAAGUCCCACUCCCUCGAGGCGCCGUCGAAGAGGGAAUACAACGGUACAAGAGGAGGAGGGGAUUACCGGGAAAGAGGAGGAGGAGGACAAAGGAGCGGAGGAGAAGAGGGCGGUGGGCAUCAUUAUUCGGGCCACCAGUCCCGCUCGGUGAAGCGCAGCAAGUCUCGCGAGCGCUCCAAGAGCGGGGAUGGGCGCCACGAGUCGUCUGGCCGGCGCCACCGGAACCGAACUGCCGGGUGGUGGAGCUCCGACGACAACCUAGACAGUGACAGCAGCUUUCUGGUAACCGCGGGCAACACCGGGCCAGGUGGUCGAGGUGGCGGGCGAGACGGGUACCCCACGGGCCACGAGAGUCUGGACGCUGCUAUCCAGGAGCUGACCAUGAAGAAACUGCCCAAGCAGGGGAGUGUACCACCAGGGCCCGGGCCGGGGGAGUGCAUGGCCUGUACCACUCUGGCCCUGGCAGGGGGGGAGGGUGGCGGAGGGGGAGUGGUAGGGUACCAUGGAGGGCCAGGGCAACACUCUCUGAAGAGGAGCACGUGGUCGGCCAUGACGGUCAGCCAGGCUAGAGAGGUGUACCCAUCGUCUGUCCGGGGAGGAGGAGGAGGAGGAGGAGGAGGAGGAGGAGGAGGAGGAGGAGGAGGAGGAGGAGGAGGAGGAGGAGGAGGAGGCUAUGACAAGGCCUUGGUACCUCUGGAGAACAAACUGAAGGAGAGGACCUUUCACUACCUACAGGUCCCGUCAGACGGGAUGGAGUGGGGGGGUCCUGACGGAGGGGGGGAGAUCCCCUGCAGGCGCAUGCGGAGCGGCAGCUAUGUCAAGGCCAUGGGAGACGAUGAUAGUCAGGACUCUGACGCCAGUCCUAAAGCCUCUCCUAAAACCACCAUCAUCGCCCAGAGAGAGGCCUUCAGACGCUCUGUCAGCAUGGACCACAGAUACGCGUGUAAGCAGUGUGUAGAUGCUACGCUACCCUACGCUAACAACCUAAGCACGCCGAAGAGUCACGCACGCUCUCGGAGCUACACGCGGUCUCUGACCAGCUCACAGCUGGGUGACUCUCUGAAUCGUCAGUUUGAGGCGGUGUGUGAGACCAUGUUUGGAGAGAUAGAGAGUCAGGCGGUGGAAGCCUUGGAUCUACCUGGAUGCUUCCGGACCCGUUCCCAUAGUUACGUCCGCGCCAUCCAGGCCGGCUGUUCCCAAGACGACGACUGCCUGUCCGUCUUCUCCAUAUCGGGACCCCAGGGUAGCAUCAAGGGAGGGGCCGUCAUCCCAUACCGUAAGGCUGGCCCUCCCCCUCUCCCUCCCCGGAUGUCCAAGCCUACGAUCUCUGUGAGGGCUCAGAGCAGUACAGAGUCUACCCAGGAUGCCUACUUCCAGAACACAGGCCAGCCUGCCCUGGGACGGCCCAAACAACACCAGAGCAGCUCUGUGGACCUGGGAAUCACUGACGUUGUGGUGUCUGGUCAGACGUCCAGGGAAAGGAGUUACUACACAGGACCAGGACACGGCCGUUCCCGCCAGCACUCCAACUCAGCCGAGAGCCUGGAUGGGGUCCCCCGGUGGGGCAGGGAGCUUGUACUCUGUGGAGGGGGAGGACAGGGGCCCCCCAGAGUAAAAUAUAGCGGCUCCGCUGAUAGUCUCUUGGAGGGGCCCAGGGGAAAGGAGAGGGGGGAGAGGGAUGUGGGACGGGCAGGGGGAAGUCUGGGGAAGUCUGCCUCCCUCUCACAGAACAGUAUGGUGAUGAGUAAGAUGGGAGGAGGAGGAGGAGGAGGAGGAGGAGGAAGAGGAGGAGGCGGAGGACAGGAGGAGAACCAGACGGAGAGAAGAGGAAGGAAUUGGAGGCCGUCUAUCGCUGUACAGGUGGACAGCUCGGAGAACCUGUCAGACUCGGACCCGGAUGGCAAGGCUCUGAGAGAGGUUCACUCUAUAGGGGUGCAGGUGGAGGAGGACAAGAGACGCGCUCGGUUCAAGCGAUCCAACAGCGUGACGGCCAGCGUCCAGGCAGACCUGGAUCCAGCGGGGGGUUUCUCAGGCCUCUCCUUCGCUGUUCCUACGCAGGAGAAGAGCCUCCAGUUCCCAGGCCUCACCUUCGCUGUUCCUACCCAGGAUAAGAGCCCCCAGUUUGGCUGCUCCUUCCAGAGACACUCCUCAGAGCCUGAGUCAGCCGACCAGUACGCAGAGUACCACCGCACGGUGCACACCCAGGGCCAGUGGGCCUACAGAGAGGACUACGUCCAGGAUGGUUAUGCUACAGACCACCACCCUCACCAGAUACCCCCCCUGCCCCCGCGGGCCCACUCCCCCCUGCCCCUCGCAGCGGACCGAGGUGGCUGGAUAGGCACACCCCAGCCUUCACUGGAGGGGGGCCUCCGUAGUCUACCUGAUUCUGGUCGUGCCUCGCCCUGUCUGAGAGACGGAGAGUUCUUCUUACGCCUCCUUCAGGCGGAGGUGGAGAGGAUGGAGGGAUGGUGUCAGAACGUAGAGAGAGAGGCAGAGGAGAACGAGCUGCCGGAGGAGGUUCUGGAGCUGAUCCGUAAUGCGGUGGGCAGUGCCCAGAUGCUCACGUCUCAGAAGGUGCAGCAGUUCUUCCGUCUGUGCCAGCAAAGCGUGGACCCGUCCGCGUACCCCCAGCCCACCUCUCAGGACCUGUCCGGGCUCUGGGACCUGCUCCAGCUCAACGUGGAAGACGUCAAGGUCAAGUUCCAGCACCUCCAGAGGCUCAAGGACUCCGGCUGGAGGCUUCCCCCAGACAAGAAAGAUGACAAGAAGCUUCCUCCCCCACUACCAAAGAAGCCAGCGGGGGGAGUGAGCGGCAGCCUCCGUGCCGACAGCGUCAGCGACCCCCCAGUGGAACGAGGGGUAGGAGGAGGCGGCGGGGGGCUGGUGAUGGCCCGUAGCGGGAGUGUGGGACGGGCCGUGCCUGUCCGGGAGAAGUCCUUAGACCUGGGCGACAGACAGAGGACUGAGGCACGCAGGAGACUGCUCCAGACCAAGAGGUCCGCUUCCUUCAGACAGAACUCAGCCACUGAGAGCGCAGACAGCAUCGAGAUCUACAUCCCAGAGGCUCAGACCCGGCUCUGAACAUGGAGAUACAGCCCUUUAUCCCAGUUAACAGAACCGACUCAGACCCGACUCCUGGGACAGCCCAAUUAUAGAGAUAGAGACCCUUAUUUGAGAACUAUGCCACCCUAGAACAACCACAAUGGUUGUAGAUUUACAUCCCGAGGCUCAGACACUGAACAUGGACAUAUAAGGUGACCCUUAUCAGACUUCUAUCCGACCCUACAAAAACUUGAGAUCUACAGAUCUGACUCUGAACACUGGGACCGUCUAAACGUGGCCAUAUAACCUCCUGUCUGACCACUAGACUACCCUAGAUCAACAACACGCCUCCCAAGUCCCAUACACUGAACCCCCUCAGUGACGAUGUUGACCAGGGGUGUGGCAACUCCAGUCCUCCAGGACAUGAUUAGUGUCACACUUUUUCUCCAUCCCUAGAAAACACAGCUUAUUCAUCUAAACUGAAGAUCAUGAAUAGGUGAUUAUUGGAGUCCGGUGUGUUAGCUGGGGCAAAACUGUGACAUCAAUCAGGCACCCGAGGAUUGGAAUUGCCCACCCCUGAUAUAGAGCCAUACCAAAUGUCCCUUCAGUGCUGACCUGCAUCUCUCUGGGUAUACUGACUCUCUCUCAAGCUUCCACUGCUGGGGAUGCUGGGUCCCAUCAUCAUGCCAUUCCAGGACAUGGCAAGACAGAAGGAGUGAGCAGGAGGCGACAGUGGCCAUUUUGUGGAAUCCGGAGCCAAAAUGGAGGCCAUAGGAUCACAGUUGGCUCCACUCGCGUUUCUUCUCAUCUUUGUUGUCAGAAAUAAAAUGGAGAGAUGGAGGAUUUUGUUUUAAUUUGGAGGGGUAUAAGAGCUAUAAAGAUGAAAGAAGUAUCGCUCUUGCUAAGUCAUUGGAAUGUGUAGUCAAGCAGCAGUAGCAUGUCUGUGCUUGCCUGUUCACCUAGCGUAGCCUAGCUUGGUUUAGCCUAGACUAUCUUAAUAAGCCUAGCCUCUAUCCUCACAGGAAAUACGGGCUUCGCCGGGACAAACCUCAACCGCUCCUGUGGGCUUAGAGCAGAUGAUAUCUCAAAAUGGAUGCUCGGCUCAACAUCACACAAGGUAUUCUCAAUAACAACAGCAUUUGGCUAGUUGGCUACAUCCUCUGAAGACUCUGUAAUACACAGUCACCCAACCCUUCAACUACGGAUGACAUUCAACCUACAUGCCUCCUACACAAGACCCAGGUCUACACUCAUUCGUCGAAGACUAUAUUCUCUCUCCCAACUCUUUCCUCUUGGCCCGAGCAUCCGUCCCUCUAUCCCAGCUGUCUGGGGUAGCAGUAUACUAAACUGUUUGAAGAAGUGUGUGUGUUUUCUUUUUGUACAUAGUGCGCACGAUGCUGUUUGCCCAGAGGGAAGCUUUUGUAAGUGUUUCACGGCAUACUUAACAGCCGGAGAACAUCACAAACAAACAAAAAACCUGAAGCUGUUUGCUUUUUAGAUAUUCCUUCUGAAUUGUAAGGGUUUGGCGGUGAUGGUAUGAUUUCUUCUGUUGAGCUGAGUUGAGGUGCGUUUUGAAGCAUAUUGAGAUCUCACAAAGGGACCCUUUUUGUCUGCGAGACAUUGGCACCCCCUGGUGGCCAAAUGAGGAUUCACCGAAUCACUUUGUCAGAAAGGGGGGGGGGGGGGGGGGAUGGGGGUGUAGGCCCCCCUAAAAUUGGAGACUAUGUAGACAAAAGGUCAAUAUACUUUUAGAUGUCUUCAUUUACUUUCCAACAUAAACUUGGACAAGUAAUCAACGUUUGACUAAAAUGCUUUUUCAAGAUUUUAAGACCGGAUCACCAAACAAAAAUGGCCUGUGAAUCCGAGCACUGCCAAGGGCCCCAGACGAUCUGCCUGUCUGCCUCCUCGUCCCUCUAUGUAACUCCAGCCCAAGGUUCUCUUCAGGGGGUGGAGAAGACAAUCCCCCAAUUUCACACCCCUCUGACUGAGAGAAGGAUGAUCGCUUUGUUAAGUCUCUCCUCUCUCUCUCUCUCUCUCUCUCUCUCUCUCUCUCUCUCUCUCUCUCUCUCUCUCUCUCUCUCUCUCUCUCUCUCUCAGAAGCCUUGUCAUGUGUAGCCUUUACAGUGAAAUCCACUCUAAUGUAACUAAAGACUCUUCUAAAACAUAAUUCACUGUUUCUCCUCUUUUCCUCUGGAAUGAGGGAACAUGGUAACGAGGGAGGAAACCGGGUACAGUAGGCUGCAUGCUCUAUGGGUCACGGGGUCAAUCAGUCUCCAAUAACAAAGGAAUUAUGGGUCACGGGGUCAAUCUGUCUUCAGUAACAAAGGAAUUAUGGGUCACGUGGUCAAUCUGUCUCCAAUAACAAAGGAAUUAUGGGUCAUGUGGUCAAUCUGUCUCCAAUAACAAAGGAAUUAUGGGUCACGGGGUCAAUCUGUCUUCAGUAACAAAGGAAUUAUGGGUCACGGGGUCAAUCUGUCUUCAGUAACAAAGGAAUUAUGGGUCACGGGGUCAAUCUGUCUUCAGUAACAAAGGAAUUAUGGGUCUGGUGGUCAAUCUGUCUCCAAUAACAAAGGAAUUAUGGGUCUGGUGGUCAAUCUGUCUUCAGUAAAAAAGGAAUUAUGGGUCACGGGGUUAAUCUGUCUUCAGUAACAAAGGAAUUAUGGGUCACGUGGUCAAUCUGCCUCCAGUAACAAAGGAAUUAUUGAGGAGUUUGUUGCCCAGGAAAAUAUUUGAGUGGCUCUGAAUACUGUCGAUUCGAAAAACAAUUAACAUUUAAGUGACAGAAACAAAAAUAUAUGAUGACGUGCGUUUGCACUCUGAACUAUGAGUGACAUUUUGUGACGAACGAGGGUUGCGUUUUGCAGUGUGCGUGUGGUGACUUGUGUUUUUGAGCGAUAUUCUUGAGGCCCAAUGGUGAAGUGAUUCUGUUAGCACAACCUGCCUUUCCUUUUUAUAUCAUCAGAAAAUGGAAUGAACUAUACAUUAUAUAUUUUAAUGGGAGAUGUAUAUUUUCUAACGUUAUUUACCUAUAUUUCUAGAUUAGUAAAGAAAAUACACAUAGAAGAUGUUGAAUACAGUAUUAUAAACUAUAGCAUUGUGUAAUAUUAAGGCUUUGUACAAUUUGCAGAAGUAGUUUUUCAAAUGUGAUGAAUUAAUAUGUAGGAUUGGUAUGGUCCAAUUCACAGGGUAUAAAUGGCAUCUCUUUCUCUCUCUCUCUCUUUCUCUCCCUCUUUUUCUCUCUCUCCCUCUCCCUCCCCUCUCUCUCUCUCUCUCUCUCCCUCUCUCCCUCUCUCUCUCCAACUCCAUGUGCCUAACCAGCUAGAUGUGGGUUUUUUCUUGUAACAUGCUAAAUGUUUAUACACAUAUGUAAAUAUUCUGGAGAGAAAUAUUAUAGAACAGUAUGUGGUGUAGUUGAGUUGAGGCAGAGGUCUAUCUUUCCUUUGGAUAUCGUCGUGGUCCUUGCAUGCUUUUUAGGACACCCAGAUCUCUCUGUCUCUCUGUUCCCCGUUAGUUUAACCACAAACUAGACCCAUAUAUAUCUCGGGGCCUUUUCCUGUUCACAUAUCAGUAAAUUGAAUACUUUUAUUUAUCCCACUGAAUAGCCUGAGUUAUAGACUUUGCAGCUUUUAAAAAGCAAUGUUCCUGCGUUGACAGAGAUCCCCUUUCACAGGAAAUGCUGUGUAUUUUUGGCUGGAUAAAAGCUGCAAUGCCUGUAACCCCCAAUCACAGAUUAAAUUCUGCCCGGGUUUCAAACGUCCUCUGUAUCCUAACGUAUUGCGUUACAUCGUUGAAACCUCUCAAUACAAACGAGCUCAAAGACAGAGAUCAUUGCUCCCUCUUUCCACUGUGAACGAUUCUCCAAACCUGAAGACAUUGUUCCUUAGGAUGAUCUAUCUACGUUCUGCAUGAACAUUCCACAGGGAGGUUUUCAGUCAGCCUCGUCAUCAUAUUUUACCACCUCGCUUUUAUCUCUCUGCUUAUUCUUGGUCUGUUUAAACCUGUUUUCUGCUGAUGGGUGGGACUGCUAUAGACUGUGUCAACUCCUCUACUGUUAGUGUGAUAGACGGUGUAGACUAACUCUACUGUUAAUCAAAACAAAGUUUAUUUGUCACUUGUGCCGAAUACAACAGGUGUACAACCUUACAGUGAAAUACUUACUUACAGGCUCUAACCAACAGUGCAAUUUUUAAGUAUAAAAGUGUGCGAUAGACUGUUAGUGUGAUAGACUAUUUUAACAAUGGGCCUGGGUUCAACCAGGCUGAGACUCACUCUUUUAACAAUGGGCCUGGGUUCAACCAGACUGAGACUCACUCUUUUAACAAUGGGCCUGGGUUCAACCAGGCUGAGACUCACUCUUUAACAAUGUGCCUGGGUUCAACCAGGCUGAGACUCACUCUUUAACAAUGGGCCUGGGUGAGACUCACUCUUUUAACAAUGGGCCUGGGUUCAACCAGGCUGAGACUCACUCUUUAACAAUGGGCCUGGGUCUUACCUCCAGGUUCACACUGGGUCAAUAGCCAACUCUGGACACAGCACCAGGACAAAAAAGUGGCCAAUCCCCCCCCCCCCCCCCCACCACCUACAAAUGUGCAAACAUCUUUCAGACGGACGAUCAAACUACAAGUACCUCAAUUUCUAGCAGUAUCUCGAACCCUGACCCUGGUCACAUGUCUUCAGGGGUUAACUGGAAAUACAACGAUGGAGUCCCCCUGGAAUCUAAAACCAGAACGUUUUUCAACCAGGAGUUUCGAAUAACUUGUUCCCACUCUCCACGAUAAGAAGGGAGAUGACCUAACUGUUCUGUUCCUACCUGUUGAGUUGAACCCUCGACCGGGUCUACCUGGUGUACCUGAUCACAGAGGUACAAACCCCUACAAUCACAAACAGACAGAUGGCACAGCAGCCACGGGAGGAGGUUAUUGUGUCCUAGUAGCUGCUGCGUAUGUGAGUGCGUGAGUGCGUGUAACCACACUGUGACGUCCACCUCUAGCAGGCUCAAUUACAAACUCCCUCAGAACCGUCAAGGCAAGGGUCAGAGAAUACUGAGCAAAACCCUGCUUACCACUUCCACACUUACUACAUGUAAAUAUCUCUCCAAAUUACUCUCAUUAAUCUUGUUAUUACAAUGACUAUUAUUAUUAUUAUUAUUAUUAUUAUUGUUGCUACCUUACUAUGGAUUAUUACGAUCACUGUCAAUAUUAUCACGUGUUUGUUACCUCGAUUAUAGCUGUGGUAGGGGUGGGGUAACAAUAUUCUGUAUUCAAGGGCGAGUUUGUAAAGUGAAGUCAAAAUAAAUCUGUCUUUCUAGAAGAUUCUCUAAUUCCUGCUACUGUAGAUGAGCAACAGAUUUGAAUGAAAAUGAUAGGACAGAUUUUGGAACAAAAGUUUCUCAUUCUCCAUUAGGUCUCUCCUCCAGUAGUUGUUUGAGAGAUUACUAAAUGCACGGAAGGAUAACUGGAUAUGAAGAAGAACAAACAGACGGACGGAUGGACAGAAUGGAUCCAGACAGAGGGCUCUUGUUGAAGACCAACAGAGCUCUUCCAAACCCUUAGCAACACCCUUACCCAAACACCUAGCAACACCCUUAACCAAACACUUAGCAACACCCUUAACCAAACACCUAGCAACACCCUUAACCAAACACCUAGCAACACCCUUAACCAAACACCUAGCAACACCCUUAACCAAACACCUAGCAACACCCUUAACCAAACACCUAGCAACACCCUUAACCAAACACCUAGCAACACCCUUAACCAAACACCUAGCAACACCCUUAACCAAACACCUAGCAACACCCUUACCCAAACACCUAGCAACACCCUUAACCAAACACCUAGCAACACCCUCCUUCCAUUUUCCUUUCUCUCUCACUUCUUCUCACAGACAGACAGACAUCGUGGUUCCUCAAUGGACAGGUUUCUACAGAAAGUAUUUAUUUUCUUUGACUCAUUUUAUCGCUGUUUUAAAUUUGUUGUUUUUAUACACUUGUUGUUUGAUGCAGUGCCAUUGUACAAUAUUCUACACUGAGCUGAAAUCAAUGUCUCUUUUAUUUUCAUUUGAAAUAAAUGAUGUUGAUGGAGAUGUUGAUCUGUGGACUGACUGACUGGAGCAAAUAGCAAUAGUGACCACCACAUAGAAAAAGAACACGCCCAUUUGUUCAUGCCACCAAUUGGAAGAGAGUCAACAAGAUGGGGGUGGGGCCAAAUAUGUGCCAACCAACCAAUGGGGCAAGAGUGUUGCACACUGUGACUGUAGCUGUUUUACUGUGUUGUGGUUUUACAUGUUUAGUUUUUAUGCACUCUUUACUCUAUAUAUAUAGAGAGAGAGAGUACAGUGCAUUUGUAAAGUAUUCAGACCCUUUUACGUUUUCCACAUUUUGUUACGUUACAGCCCUAUUCUAAAAUGUAUUUUAAAAAAAUACCUCAUCAAUCUACACACAAAUAACAAAGCAAAAAAAUGAUUUUAAUUUUCGCCUUUUUUUAUUUUUUAUGAACUGAAAUAUCACAGUUACAUAAGUAUUCAGACUCUUUACUCAGUACUUUGUUGAAGCACCUUUUUGAUGUGAUUACAGCCUUGAGUCUUCUUGGGUAUGAUGCUACAAGCUUGGCACACCUGUAUUUGGGGAGUUCCUCCCAUUCUUCUCUGCAGAUCCUCUCAAGCUCUGUCAGGUUGGAUGUCAGGACAGAUACUAUCAGGUCUCUCCAGAGAUGUUCAAUAGGGUUCAAAUCCUGGCCUCUGGCUGGGCCACUCAAGAACAUUGAGAGACUUGUCCCGAAGCCACUCCUGCACUGUCUUGGCUUAGGGUUGUUGUCCUGUUGGAAGGUGAACCUUCAUAUCUGUCUGAGGUUCUGAGCGCUCUGUAGCAGGUUUUCAUCAAGGAUAUCUCUGUACAUCCUUUCAAUACCAUUCCUUUCAUCUUUCCCUCGAUCCUGACUAGUCUCCCAGUCCUUGUUGCUGAAAAACAAUCACAACAGCAUGCGCUACCACCACCAUGCUUUACCGUAGGGAUGGUAUUGGACAGGUGAUAAGGGGUGCCUGGUUUCCUCCAGACAUGACGCUGGAAUUCAGGCCAAAGAUAAUCUUUUUUUCUCCUGGUCUGAGAUCUUGUUUCUCCUGGUCUGAGAUCUUGUUUCUCCUGGUCUGAGAUCUUGUUUCUCCUGGUCUGAGAUCUUGUUUCUCAUGGUCUGAGAUCUUGUUUCUCCUGGUCUGAGAUCUUGUUUCUCCUGGUCUGAGAUCUUGUUUCUCAUGGUCUGAGAUCUUGUUUCUCCUGGUCUGAGAUCUUGUUUCUCAUGGUCUGAGAUCUUGUUUCUCCUGGUCUGAGAUCUUGUUUCUCAUGGUCUGAGAUCUUGUUUCUCCUGGUCUGAGAUCUUGUUUCUCCUGGUCUGAGAUCUUGUUUCUCCUGGUCUGAGAUCUUGUUUCUCCUGGUCUGAGAUCUUGUUUCUCCUGGUCUGUGAUCUUGUUUCUCAUGGUCUGAGAUCUUGUUUCUCCUGGUCUGAGAUCUUGUUUCUCAUGGUCUGAGAUCUUGUUUCUCCUGGUCUGAGAUCUUGUUUCUCAUGGUCUGAGAUCUUGUUUCUCCUGGUCUGACAUUCCUUUAGGUGCCUUUUGGCAAACUCCAAGCGGGCUGUCAUGGACCUUUUACUGAAGAGUGGCUUCCGUCUGGCCACUCUGCCAUAAAGACCUGAUUGGUGGAGUGCUGCAGAGAUGGUUGUCCUUCUGGAAGGUUCUCCCAUCUCCACAGAGGAACUCUGGAACUCUGUCAGAGUGAUCAUUGGGUUCUUGGUCAACUCCCUGACCAAGGCCCUUCUCCCCCGAUUGCUCAGUUUGGCCGGGGGAGAAGUUGAACCAACAAGUUGAACCAACAAGCUCUAGGAAGAGUUUUGUUGGUUCAAAACGUCUUCCAUUUAAGAAUGAUGGAGGCCACUGUGUUCUUGGAGACCUUCAAUGCUGCAGAAAUGUUUUGGUACCCUUCCCCAGAUCUGUACCUCGACACAAUCCUGUCUCGGACAAUUCCUUCGACCUCAAUGCUUGGUUUUUGCUCUGACAUGCACUGUCAUCUGUGGCACAUUUAUAUAGACAGGUGUGUGCCUUUCCAAAUCAUGUUCAAUCAAUUGAAUUUAACACAGGUGGACUCCAAUCAAGUUGUAGAAACAUCUCAAGGAUGAUCAAUGGAAACAGGAUGCACUUGAGCUAAAUUUUGAGUCUCAUAGCAAAGGGUCUGAAUACUUAUGUAAAUAAGAUAUUUCAGUUUUAGAUUUGUUUCUAAAUUUGGUCUGAAUAAGGUAGUUCUUUAAUUAAAAAAUGUUGUUUGUGUGUAGAUUAAUGAGGAAAAAAUAUAUAUUUCAUCAAUUUUAGAGUAAGGCUGUAAUGUAACAAAAUGUGGAAAAAAGUGAAAGGGGUCUGAAUACUUUCCGAAUGCACCGUAUAUUGUGAGAUAGAUGCUACACGUCUAGCUAGCCUAGCGCUAAUCCCUGAUAGAUGUGUAGAGCUACACGUCUAGCUAGCCUAGCGCUGAUCCCUGAUAGAUGUGUAGAGCUACACGUCUAGCUAGCCUAGCGCUAAUCCCUGAUUGAUGUGUAGAGCUACACGUCUAGCUAGCCUAGCGCUGAUCCCUGAUUGAUGUGUAGAGCUACACGUCUAGCUAGCCUAGCGCUGAUCCCUGAUAGAUGUGUAGAGCUACACGGCUAGCUAGCCUAGCGCUGAUCCCUGAUAGAUGUGUAGAUGCUACACGUCUAGCUAGCCUAGCUCUGAUCACAGAGAGAUCACUGUGAAAUGGUUUACCCAACACAGAAUGUAACACUAUCCACGUUAUAAACGUUUUCUAACGGGUAAUCACUAUGAUUAAUAUUAAUAUGAUGAUUAUUAUAAAGCUAUUUUUUAGCAAGUGAAAUUUAAAAA
Salvelinus fontinalis (brook trout) is the source of this 12568-nucleotide messenger RNA. RefSeq names its product discs, large (Drosophila) homolog-associated protein 3 (gene dlgap3). NCBI's taxonomy places the organism in Eukaryota, Metazoa, Chordata, Actinopteri, Salmoniformes, Salmonidae. The transcript is spliced from 13 exons. The record is from RefSeq and is a predicted model, not a curated record. Bases 197 to 3709 code for a protein of 1170 amino acids. Gene Ontology annotation, molecular function: molecular adaptor activity. Gene Ontology annotation, cellular component: postsynaptic specialization; glutamatergic synapse. Gene Ontology annotation, biological process: signaling.